Molecule: messenger RNA, 922 nt
Organism: Paraglomus occultum
Lineage: Eukaryota; Fungi; Glomeromycota; Glomeromycetes; Paraglomerales; Paraglomeraceae
Source: the annotation of a GenBank genome assembly
ACUCGUUGGUGGAUUGUUUAUCAUGAUAACUGGUGUCUAUGCAUAUUAUCAGAAGCAUCGCCUAGCAACGCAAGGAGAUGCAAAUGUUAUUGGCAUGACUUUUCUCUUUCAGUUAAUACUGGUUAUAUUGAGUAUGAUAACUGUGUACGGUACCGUCAGUAGUCUACGUGCAAAGACUGGAUUGCCUACCCUGAACAAAUAUCUCGGGUGGGUUAUUCUAGUGAUAUCGAUAAUCACCCCAUUUGUUCACGAACGAACUAAUCCUAAACAUUAUGCAUAUCGUCUCAUAUCGAUAUACUUGUCGUUCGCUCCGCUGUUUGUGCUAUUGAGCAUCUCAUACGAAGUACUAUUUUAUUGUAUAUUCUCAAUAACGCUUUGGAUAUGGCUUGCGUUGGAACGACAUUUGCAUCAGGAACGACGACCAACAUGGGAAUUACGAAAAGAGAGAGCACUGACAUUGGAAGAUCUUCGCAUUUCGUUAAUGUUCCUUUUUUUCAUGCUGGUAGCAUUCUUUGGUACUGGUAAUGUAGCUAGUUUGAGUAGUUUUUCUUUACAGAGCGUAUAUAGAUUGACAACAGUAUUUGAUCCAUUUCUCAUGGGUGCAUUAUUGCUACUUAAGCUAUUAAUCCCGUUCUUCAUUGUCACGUCUGCAGUUUACAUCGUCAACAAAGCAUUGGGCUUACCUUCAUUUAGUUUAUGUUUGCUGGUGAUCUCGACUUCGGACGUGAUGACGUUAAAUUUCUUUUAUUUAGUUAGAGAUGAUGGGAGUUGGUUAGAGAUUGGCACUUCGAUAAGUCAUUUCUGCAUUAGUUCACUAUUUGUUCUAUUUAUUAUUCUGCUUUAUUCGAUGACUCGGCUAUUAGUCGGGAAAGAAACAAUUCCAACUUAUCUGACUCUCGCCGGAAAAUACAAAAUAAUAUAG